Messenger RNA from Mus musculus (house mouse), 2888 nucleotides. RefSeq names its product family with sequence similarity 234, member A (gene Fam234a). Bases 414 to 2081 code for a protein of 555 amino acids. Lineage: Eukaryota; Metazoa; Chordata; Mammalia; Rodentia; Muridae. Gene Ontology annotation, cellular component: cell surface; membrane. The transcript is spliced from 13 exons. The record is from RefSeq and is a predicted model, not a curated record.
GGGCCUCCUGGGUGGGCCCAGUGGGGGCGUGGCACGCUGCCCUCGGGGCCGGGCGGACCGGGGUGCGCCGGGGAGGGGCGCUGCUGUCCGGCGUAGUCUGUACUCCUGUUCAGCCGCUGUCCUCCCGGGAACCUUGGGGAUGUGGAUCCCGGAUUCCAGGGACCGCAGUUGAGCCAGCCUCGCCAGUCCUGUACCACUUGCUGAGGAGCAGGAUCUCGCGGACAGGUCCGAGAGCAGGUCAGGAUCGGACUAGGCUUUACAACCCUUAGGUCUGCCUGGGCUUAUGAAGACAAAGCCCCCCAAGACCAAUGAGCAGAUAGAUGCCCCAGCAGUUGGCCAGGAUCAUCUGUUGAACACCCCCUCAGGUACUCCACCGACCAGUGGCCACAGUUAAGCUCUGGAAUGUGCUCAGGAUGAUGGACAACAAGGACUUAGAAGCUGAAAUACACCCCUUGAAGAAUGAGGACAAGAAAUCACAGGAAAACCCAGGAAACCUACCAAGAAACGAAGAUAACUUGAAGAGCAAGCCUGUGCCUUCCCGCUUGUCCCGGUGCCGCACAGUGGCAUUUUUCCUUUCCCUGUUCACCUGCCUCUUCGUGGUGUUUGUCCUGUCUUUCAUCAUCCCAUGUCCAGACCGUCCCUCCUCACAGGGCACGUGGAAGCUUGACUACAACAAUGCAGUCAUGUACGACUUCCUGGCUCUGGGAGACAUAAACAAGGACAAGGUUCAGGACGUUCUUUUUCUUUACAAAAAUACCAACAGCAGUAACAAUCUCACCAGAUCCUGUGCUGAUGAAGGCUUUUCCACUCCUUGUGCCUUUGUGGUUGCGGUGUCAGGAGCCAAUGGCAGCGUGCUCUGGGAGAGACCCGUGGCCCAAGAUGUCGCCCUUGUAAAGUGUGCCAUGCCACAGACACUGGACAGUGACGAGGUGUCUUCUGCCUGUAUCGUUGUGGGAAGAGCUGGUUCUUUCGUUGCGGUCAGCUUUUUUACAGGAGAAACCCUGUGGAGCCAUCCCAGCAGCUUUAGUGGGAACGUUUCCAUCCUGAGCCCUCUGCUCCAGGUGCCUGACAUUGAUGGUGAUGGUGACGGUACUCCAGACCUCCUGAUCCUCGCCCAGGAGGGACAGGAGGUCAGUGGAGCUCUCUAUUCAGGUAGCACUGGGUACCAGAUUGGCCACAGAGGCAGCCUUGGUGUGGAUGGAGAUGGUGUCGCCCUCCUUCAUGUGACCAGAACUGGUGCUCAGUAUAUUCUCCUGCCCUGUGCAAGUGCCCUCUGUGGCUUCUCUGUGAAGAGUCUCUAUGAGAGAAUUACUGGGCGAGAUGGCCAUUUUAAGGAAGACCCCUACUGGGAGAACAUGCUCAAUCACUCUGUCCACAGGAGGCUUCUGCACAGACUUGGAGCAGUUCGCUACCUGAUGAAUAUCCCAGGGAAAGCUGGCCAGGACUUGCUCCUUGUGACCUCUGAGGCCUGCGUGUUGCUGGAUGGACAGGAUCUGGAGCCCAGGUGGACCCUUGGUGAAGUUCAGGUUCUGAGAAAACCUAUCCUUGGCCACUACAAACCUGACACCUUGGCUGUGGUCAUUGAGAAUGGAACCAGCAUUGAUAGACAGAUCCUACUUCUGGACCUCAGUACUGGGUCUAUCCUGUGGAGCCAGCCCCUCCCAAGCCUGCCUGGGGGCCCACCAUCCACAAGCCUGAUGACUGCAGACCACCGCUCAGCCUUCUUCUUCUGGGGCCUCCAUGAUCUUGUGAGCACUAAUGAGAUGGAUCCCCCGGAUGUGCAGCACAGUCUGUAUAUGUUCCACCCGACCCUGCCUGGCAUCCUGCUGGAGCUAGCCAACGUGUCUGCCAACAUCGUGGCCUUUGAUGCCGUCCUGCUUGAGCCAAGCCGCCAUGCUGCCUAUGUGCUCCUGACGGGCCCAGCAAGCUCAGAUGUGCCUGGCCUGGUCUCUGUCACCAAACACAAAGUGCAAGACCUUGUCCCAGGCAGUAGAGUGAUCCACUUGGGUGAAGGCAGCUCAGACAGCGACCAGGCUAUCCGGGACCGGUUCUCCCGACUACGGUACCGGAGUGAGAUGUAGGUGUUGUCGGCUGGAGCACACGGAGAGAUUCCAACUGUGAAAAGGAAGCCUCUUGGAAAGCUGGCCUGCUCUCGGCCUUCAUGCUGACCUCACUGCUCGCCCUGAUGAUUCGGGCCCUCUGGAGCUAUGGCCUUACCAGUUCUACCCAGGAUGUUGAGAGUGGGGGGCACCUUCCAGCCUCCUGCCCAUACCAUGUCCUCCCUCAAAGGUCUCACUGCGUGGCCCACUGAUCUGGUCAAGUAAGGCUCCCUGGGCUGGCUUGGGCAAGGCAGCCCACAGGAGGCUCAUUUAUCACUUCCUGCCUCCUUACCCUCUCCCAGGAAAGCCACCACUGUGUGCUGUGCUGCUCCCUAGUCCCUCUCAGGCCAGCCUGGCUUUCCCCAUUUCGGCACUGUCCCUCAGGGGUCACGAAACUCAGGGCUGUAGCUGGAACCUGAGGCUUGGAAGCUGCUUCCCCACAGCAGAAGGGAGCAUGUCUCCUGGAAAGCGAGCAACCCUGAGUCUGACCAGAGCCUCCGGGUGCGAGGGAUUUCCAGACUGUACGCUGAGUCAGUCCUUCGCCUCAGUACACUGUCCCUGCACCCUGGCACAGCGGGCACGUCUCUUUCCCUACUCUGGUGCUUAUCUGAUGGCGGUCUCACCUUGUGCCUUGUUUGUUGUUCCUGAAGCCCAAGGGCAACAGAGCAGCUUUGCCCAGAUCACAUCCAUAGCUCUGUAGCCAAAGCAGUCCCAUGACCCCAGCCACCAUGGAAACCAACACAAUAAACGAUUUGCACUGAUGGGGAAAGCCCCCGUAGUCCAGCGUGA